Molecule: messenger RNA, 130 nt
Organism: Funneliformis caledonium
Lineage: Eukaryota; Fungi; Glomeromycota; Glomeromycetes; Glomerales; Glomeraceae
Source: the annotation of a GenBank genome assembly
AUGUCUUGUAAUUUUAUUGCUGAUUUUAGAGAAUUUCAAGAAAAUAAUGAACAAAUAUCGAUACUGAGUAAUAAUUCAAAAAUACUUAAUCAAUCAUCUCCUUCAAAUUAUUCGAAAGAACCUGUUAAAA